This is a messenger RNA of Rhipicephalus sanguineus (brown dog tick), 7962 nucleotides long. RefSeq lists its product as uncharacterized. The record is from RefSeq and is a predicted model, not a curated record. Gene Ontology annotation, molecular function: peroxidase activity; heme binding. The transcript is spliced from 9 exons. Gene Ontology annotation, biological process: response to oxidative stress. Lineage: Eukaryota; Metazoa; Arthropoda; Arachnida; Ixodida; Ixodidae. Bases 295 to 4482 code for a protein of 1395 amino acids.
CUGACGCGUUAUAAGCCUCCCGACGUCCCGCGGCCGGCGUCUCAGUGGAGCGCCGUGCGCCGACCGGUUCGCACCCCGCUCCGUCACCACCGUCGCCGCGUUCACCUAUACCGGCACCGACGCGGACACGCACGCGGGCCGCCCAACGUGUAGUGUGUGUGUGUGUGUUUGGUGCGCCCUGCCGCGAGACGCAGCGCUAUCCUCCGGGCACCGUUCAGCACUCUUCGGCUUUCGGAGCUCCCGCGGCUGCUCCUGGGGAGGACUAGGCGUUCAGUGCGGCUAUACCCCGCGACAAUGAUGUUCAUCCCGGUGGUGCUCCUGGUGUUCGCGUCGUGCGCUGGAUUGUCGACGGCGCAGCGCUCGACUACGCCGAGCGUGCCCGUGCCUCGGGUGGAUCGCGCUCUGAUGGACUGGGCUCUGGAGCAGGGACUGGAAACGCAGCAGCACAUCUGGAACAUCACCGAGCCGGCGCUGUUCUCGAGCGGGGUGGCCAUGCGACCCGGUCAGCCGCCGUGGUUCCUCGGCGCCAUGGGCAAGACCAAGGUGGUCUCCAAGAACAUCUCGGCGCUGGCGCUCAUCACCGAGCAGGCCAGCAAGAACCUGGCCCGCGAGCUGAACCUGACCCCGCGUGACGUCACCUUCGGCCUCACCAAGGUGGACGUCCGCGGCACCUUGGCGCAGGCCCUGUGCCCUUACAAGACGGGAAGGCUGGCGCCGCCCUGCUCGGCGCAGCGGUUCAGGUCGUACGACGGCUACUGCAACAACCUGCAGAACCCGUACUGGGGCAGCGCCAACCUGCGCUACCUCAGGUUCCUGCCGCCCAGCUAUGCCGACGGCAUCAGCUCCGUUCGUGUAGACUCCCGCGGCCGACAACUGCCCAGCGCGCGCACCGUCAGCGCGUCCAUGUUCCUGGACCAGGACCGGCCACACGACCAUGCCUCCAUGAUGACCAUCGCCUGGGGGAAGUUCAUCUUCCACGACAUAGCACACACGGCUCAGAGCGCCGGUUUCGAAGGGUCGCGCGUGAAGUGCUGCAACGUGGCCGAGGGUUUUGAGCACCCUGAGUGCAUGCCUAUCGACGUGCCGGCUCAAGACCCGUACUAUGGCCGCUUUGGACAGCGAUGCCUCGAGUACGUGCGCUCAAGUGCCGCGCCUCGGGAGACUUGUGGACUGGGACCACGGGAGCAGAAUAACCAGGUGACUUCGUUCCUGGACGGCUCGACCAUCUACGGCUCGUCCGAGGCCGAGGCCAAGUUCCUGCGCGCCUUCGAAGGUGGCCAGCUGCUGAGCCAGCGGACUCCCGCCGGGGAAGAGCUGCCUCCGGCCGACCUGGCCACCCUGGACUGCCGCCGCGGAUCGCAGGACCCGCCCUGCUUCUCGAGCGGAGACCCUCGCGUCAACGCCGAACUCGGUCUGGCCAUGAUGCACACCGUGUGGCUCAGGGAGCACAACCGCGUGGCGCGAAGCCUCCAGGGGCUCAACCCACAAUGGGACGAUGAGAGGACUUUCCAGGAGGCUCGCCGCAUCGUGGGUGCCGAGAUGCAGUUCAUCACGUACAACGAGUUCCUACCGGCGCUGCUGGGACCGGAAGUCGUCGAGCGGUUCGGACUGCGGCUCGAGAACCAGGGUUACUUCCGGGGAUACGACGCCCGGCGCCUGCCGGGAGUCACCAACGUCAUGGCGGCAGCCGGUGUUUGGGCCAUGACCUCCGCUGCACCCGCACAGGUUGAGCUGUUCGACCCUGGCCGCUUCCAGCGUCUGGGCAGCCUGCCGGAGACGGCGUUCAAGCCCCAGGAGCUGUACUCCCGGCUCAAGCAGAUCGCAGCCGGCGCACUGAUGCAGCACGCCCAGAAGAUGGACAACUUCGUCUCGCGACACGUCACCCAGGACAUGUUCGCCUCUUCCAACAGAGAGGCCGGCAUAGAUUUGACAGCUGUGGCGAUCCAGCAAGGACGGGACCACGGCCUGGCGGGCUACACCCGCUGGCGCCAGUUCUGCGGCUUGCGGACCAUCGACGACUUCGACGGCCUGUCGCGCGUCAUGAGCUCGGACGCCGCGUUCAGGCUGAGCCAGCUGUACCCCACUGUGCACGACGUUGACCUGCUGCCCGCCGCCCUCGCCGAGACCCCCGUGGAAGGCGGCCUAGUCGGUCCCACGCUCGCCUGCAUCUACGCCCACCAGUUCCGGCACCUGCGCGUCUCCGACAGGUUCUGGUUCGAGAACGCCAACCAGCCGUCUUCAUUCACCGAGGACCAGCUGCGUGAGCUGCGAAAGACCAGCCUCGCUCGGGUCCUCUGCGACAACGUGUUCCUCAGGUCAGGCGGAGGCGUGGUGCAGCCGCGCACCAUGAGGGUUCCCGAUCCGUGGCUGAACAACCUCAUGUCGUGCGAGGACAGGCUCCUGACGGACGUUGACCUGGACGCUUGGCAGGAAGGCUCGAGGCUGCUCAACGUACCCGACUCGGUGCUGCAGGACGCCUUAGCCGACCUGGCGGCGUCCCAGGGAGGCCAGUUCGGCAGGUUCAACAGCAGAGGCGGGUUCAUGAGGGCCACAGCGGGAUCCAGGAGUAUACAUAACCAGUCCGAGGCCCUGGAGCUGGCGACGAGGCGCCUGCUCAAGGCGAUGAAAAAAGGCGAGAGCAGGCAAGACGUCAUCCCGGCACUCAGGCAAGUCGAUCUGUCCAAGUUCGCCUCAGAGUUCGAGGAACCGGCCGCCUGCGAAGAAGAGACACUCGGUCCGUGCGAUCAAAGGACUCCGUUCAGGACACUUUCGGGCCGGUGUAACAACCUCAGGAGGCCCAACCUGGGAAAAGUGGGCCACAGCUUCCGAAGAGUUCUGCCAGGCCUGUACGAAGACGGCGUGUCUGCGCCACGCUCGCGAAGUGUCACCGGAACGGCACUUCCUAGUCCCCGACUAGUCUCCUUCGCGGUCCACGGAGACUCCAGCCGCCCGCACCAGCGCUACACCAUGAUGCUCAUGCAGCUGGGACAGUUCGUCGACCACGACAUUGCGCACACGCCUCUUGCCGAAGGUCCCAACGGGGAGACGCUGCGAUGCCGAGCUUGCGACUCGCCCCGCCGAAUCAAUAAGGAGUGCUUCCCCAUUCCCAUCCCUAAGAAUGAUCCGCACUUCCCUAGCGUCAGCCGGAAAAACCCUAACAUCCCCCAGUGCCUUCCCUUCACUAGGUCCAUGUCUGGGCAGAGGACUCUCGGAAGUAGAGAACAGAUAAACCAAGUGACGGGAUACAUGGAUCUGUCGACCGUGUACGGUUCAGACGACUGCGCCAGGGAAGAGCUCAGGCUCUUCCGCGGUGGGCAGCUUAACAUGAGUGCACAUCCAGCCGGAGCGCAGUUCAAGCCGCUGCUGUCCGAAGUGGACGGCGCUGCCGACUGUAUUUCCUCCAACGGCCGGUGCUUCAUAGCCGGAGACACGCGCGUCAGCGAGCAGCCCGGCCUCACUUCCAUGCACACCAUCAUGUCGAGGGAACACAACCGUGUGGCACGCUCUCUUCAAAGCCUCAACCCGCACUGGAACGAUGAGCGUCUCUUUGAAGAAGCGAGACGCAUCGUGGGUGCCAUGUAUCAGCGGAUCGUCUACUCGGAGUUUAUACCGCGGACGCUGGGCUGGGAAUCAGUGAGUCGCUGGGGCUUGCACCUACUCGACGAAGGUUACUACACUGGAUACGACCCCAACUGUGACGUAGGAUCCUUCAACGAGUUCGCGACGGCCGCUUUCCGCUUCGGCCAUACGCUGCUGCCCCCGGUGCUGAAGUUAGUAGGCCCCGCGUAUGACGAGCUGGGAGGCCUCAAGCUCACCGAUGCGUUCUUCAAUAGCCAGACCCUCUAUCGUAGGGAUAGGUUGGACCAACUGCUGCGAGGUCUUCUCUCGACGCCCAUGGAGAACUUCGAUAACCACGUGACUGAGAUGGUGACGAACCACCUGUUCGAGUCCAAGACGGUGCCCUUCUCCGGCCUCGACCUGGUGGCCAUAAAUCUUCAGCGGGGUCGCGACCACGGACUGAGGACGUACAACGACUACCGCGCUUUCUGCGGGCUGACGCGAGCCCGUUCCUGGUCCGAUCUGGAGGGCCACAUUCCGCGCACGACGCUGCGGGCCAUCGCCGGAGUGUACCGCGACGUUGAGGACGUGGACGUGUUCACGGGCGGACUGUCCGAGUUCCCGUUGGCCGGUGCCGUGGUUGGACCGACGUUCAGCUGCCUGCUGGGCUUCCAAUUCCAGCGACUUCGACGUUGCGACCGCUUCUGGCACGAGAACGGCGACGCCGUGGUGAGGUUCACGCCCGACCAGCUGGCGCAGAUACGGAAGGCCUCGUUGGCCAAAAUCAUCUGCCAAAACUCCGACACGACGCGGUUCAUCACUAGGAAGGUGCUAGACGUCUACGACCCCUUCCUUAACCCAAGGGUCUCCUGUGGUAGCAUACAAGACGUGGACCUGAACUUCUGGAGGGAGAACUUAGUGUAGACAAGGACCUUGAGCGACGACCAAGACCUUCGUGUGAGAGCAGCGGAAUGCCGCUACGCGGCGCUCGAGCUGCCGUCGUCACCCCACGCGGUAACGAUGACCUCCACUCUGGAGAAAAACUGAACGUGAUAAUGUGACGUCACGAGCCGUCAUGUGACGGAAGUGUCCCACCCAAACGGCAUUCAACGAAGGAGCUCUCCGAGGGAUCACAGUUGCGAAACUCUGCGUUUUUGUUUGUUUGUUUUCUUCGAGAGUGUCCACUGCGGUGGGUGUGCGUUACCGUGUAACGGUCGUGUAUUUGCAUAUAUGCAUUUGUGAGUCCCUUAUGACGUAUUACCCUUCACGGAGUACCGGGCUACCAAGAUGCAGGCGUAAGCAGUGACAUGAGGUGAUCAUGAUUAUUAUGGUAACUUUUCUUCGCAUCCCUUGUGAAGCGGAGAAGUGACAAAUUGCGAUCGUACGCUCCUAAUUACGUCUUGCUAAAGUGCUAGAUACAACCAGGACACUCGACCUUCUUCGUCCGGUUUCCUGGCUAUAACUAGUACUCUACCCGGGCUCUUGAUUGAGAGUUAGUUAGCCUGUUCGUUAUGAUCAGGUGUUCUUGCACGUACUGCAGUCAGUAGCAUUCUGGCCAUCUCUUUCCAAUUGUUUCUUUCGUCACUCAAGCCUCCUUACCUACAUUUUACUGCUAAAUGCGCCUGCCACGGUACCGGUUCUUCCGAUUUCCUGCCCUGCUUUUUUUUUUCUCCUCUAAUAGUCUAAACAUGUCUCGCUUAUUUUAAAACCGCUGACUAGCUGAGACAAUUCCAGCCGCUUCGAAGCCCAGCGCAUACGAGACGACAGAAUAACAGUUCCGUCCACGUUAGUGGCGACAUCUUGCCGAGCAAGGUUUACGCGGAGCGGACAGCGAGCUAUUACUGCCAGCGACUCACUGUAUUCUGCGUGACUAUUAUUGAAUAGUGUUGGUAUCAACCUAUAGGUUAACACGUUGUCCUUUCUUUGUUUUCCUUCAUAGGGAACACGUAUGUAAAGGAGUUUGUAGAGCUAGUGGACGCUUUGAAGUUGAACCAGAAUCUUAGGAUGCCGCCAUUGCUUUUGAUAAUGUUGUCCAAGUUCCCUACAGUAGGGUACUUCGUAAAGGGUAAUAGGUCAACGGUCAAGCAAACGGCCUUUUCUGUUAUGAAAAGGCGGCCCGUAAAUGCGGUCACGUGGUUGCUGCGAACAGUGUUAUGACAAGGGAGUACUGACAACCAUGGUUUCAUUUUAUUUGAAGCUUGGAGGGCGCGGGUGGAACAAUACUGGCCUGCCUCGCAUUUAUGUUCACUUUUACACUACUUCUACUUCCUGGUUAAUGUCCGUUGACUCCUCUGGCGGUGUUUGUUAGACCUGCCCACGCCCUAGCAGAGUCAAAUUACGUACACAGAGGGAGUACGACAGCUCUUAGAAAUGGAGUUCGUUCAGGAAGUGUGGUUAGCAUACUGUGCAGCCUUCGCUCGUACGCCACACAUUUGCCGCAAAUCUCCGUCGUUCCAUUUCACAGUGCCGCUUUAUUUUAUGCGCACGAAAGAUAUGUACUGGCUAGACUUUGUUUUGUUUCUUUUUUUUAUCCAAAUGUAGCGUGUUGAAUGAAUGCGACCCAUAGGUACUGGAAAAACCGCAGUUUCGCAUCUAUGCUCGCUCGUUGCUCACGAAUGUUCAUUUUCGCACUGACGUAGGCGCCAUCAUCACGCUUAGACGCGCAUUACUAAACGUUAUUCAGAAUGCCUAUAGAAUGGCUUUUUUAUCACGCUACUCAUGUCGUCGAAAUCACGCAUAGCGCCAUCACUUUCACUAAAGCAUGCCUUCACGUGGAAUCCAGAAUAAUGUAUGCGUGUAAACCUGCGCAAUCGCUUUCGGAAACUAUACGUGCUAAUUUCGUUUGUUUACGUGCAGUUUAGACAUCACGACGGCAUAGUUCUUGCUGAGGGCAUGGUUUCGGUGAUAAAAAUUGACGGGCUACGUGUACAGUAAUAGCUAAUGACGUCGAUUGGCGAGAUAAAUGUCACGUGUCCAGUCUCAAGGCUGUCUCUCAGGCAACUUCAGUGCUAGAACGCCAAGCGUUACCUUAUUCAGAUUUCGUUUAUUGGUGCCCAUGACACGUAGUCUCAAACACAAGCGAAUGAGGAGAAGGAAAAGAGUUUUGAAAAGAGAGCAGCGAAGUCACAACUGCUAUUGUAUAGUGGUUACUCUCUCAUCAGGCCACCCGACGUCAUAGCACGUGCGAUAAACGCGUUACGUCACAACUCCGUGCUUGAAAUAAGCGCGGCCGCAGAAUGACUGAUCUAAAGGAUGACGUGUUUACUGUUUAAAAUGCCCCAAUAAACUACAAACGAUUUGACUGUGGGCAAACCAUGUGCAGUUACUAGGGAAUGCUACCAACCCGCCCGUCUAAUACACGCAAGGUGAACCCCAAGUUAUCGAAAUAAGUGCAAAGCUUCGCUACGUUUAUCUAUCGUGAGAAUAUGUUAAACGCCUCCGCACGAGAUCAUUUUUCGAAACCUUAAAUGGACAGCUUAUGGCUCUCCCGUAGUGGAGUACCGUCUACUCUGAAACGUAUCUACUUUUUCUAAGCAGGAUUAUCAAAUCCAAACUGUUACGUAAUGUCCGACUACUGAAUACUACCUAUUUCCCGUGGUUUCCAGUCGACGCCUUGUAAGCGUAUUUUGCUUACACAAUUCAGCAUCAGAGAGCUUAAAGGAGACAAAAAAAAAACAUUUAAACGAUACGGCACACAUCUAGCAAACAGUGAACCGGGGCAUUAAAAUAUCAUUAGGUGCUCAAGUGACCGCACGUCUAACCAGACGCUGGCCGAUACACACUACGUACAAAACUAUAGCGCGCUGUGCUGAGUGCAGACCGGAAAGAUGCAACGAAUAUUCUGCAAACCAUUCUCUAUUCGCUGAUGUUGCAUUGCUGAAAGGGCUUUGUUGAUGAUACAGGUCGCUUACUGCCGUUACAAACGUGCACGCUUGAACGUGCGGUAUGCUCCUAACAUUUUUUGUGGCAAUGACAAAAUUUAUUGGUCGCUAUGCAGAUCACACCCUCAGUAUAUCGAGUCUGUGCAAUGUGUCCUUACAAGUCUGCUCCAAGGGCGCAAUAAGCAAAGAGACACCUGUUACGUCAUAUUUUGCCACCAGAUGUGUAUGAUAUGAAGUGCUGUAUUUAAUAGAUGAGUACUUGUAUCCUGUGAUUCACGAAACGAAAAAAAAAAAAACGGGAAAGAACACAGAUACACAUGCGUCAGUCGUUUCUGAGGCAACUUCACUAAACUCCUUUCGUACCUCCAAAUAAAAUGACGCGGUCUGAUGCUUCCUUUGAACACCGCGUGUAGCAGCAGUCACCCUAGCCUGGCUGCGCAGUUUUGACAGCCAUGACAAAUGCAUUCCUUCUGUAUGUCGUAUUUCCAUGUUUGUAAAUAAACUGUUGUUCAUAGUUCCUUAA